AUGUUGGACGACGAGAGCGUCGCGCAGGAUGAAGACGAUGAAGAUGAAGAGCAAGGCGACGCUAGAGACGAAAUUCUGACUCCUGGAACGGUCAUCACUUCUAAUUCUCAAUGGAUGCGCGGUCACGGCACCUACGUCCCACUCAACACCUCCUCCAUCACCUCCUCCCUCGCAGGCACCCUCACCCGCACAAACAAGCUCCUCUCCGUGCGUCCCCUCCGCGCGCGCUACAACCCCGAGAUUGGCGACCUCGUCGUCGGCCGCAUCGUCGAGGUCCAGGCCAAGCGCUGGCGCGUCGACGUCGCCGCCGCCCAGCUCGCCAUCCUCCAAAUCUCCGCCAUCAACCUCCCCGGCGGCAUCCUCCGCAAGCGCACCGAGACCGACGAGCUCCAGAUCCGGAGCUUCUUCGCCGAGGGCGACCUGCUCGUCGCCGAGGUGCAGCAGCUGCACCAGGACGGCGCCGCCAGCCUGCACACCCGCAGUCUCAAGUACGGCAAGCUGCGAAACGGCGUGUUUGUCGCCGUGGCGGGCACCGGCGGAGGCGCCGGCGUUGUGCGUUCCAAGCGCCAGCUGUGGACCAUGGAGGCGGCCAACGGGGGCGGCAAGAUUGACGUCCUGCUCGGCGUCAACGGGUACAUCUGGAUCAGCAAGCACAUUGAGAGCGAUGCUGCCGCUGAGGCGGCUGGCAUUAACCGGAUGGAGGAGAGCGUCAGCUCGCAGAUCUACUCUAGCCAGAACAACCACAUUGACGUUACUACAAUGAGGGAGAUUGCCCGGUGCAGGAGCGUGAUUCUUGCGCUGGUGGAGAACGGAGUCAAGGUGGAUGAGGACACCGUGACGAGGGGAUACAAUGAGGCGGUUGAGUUUGGAAGGGAGUCAAUGGAGGAUGAUAUCUACCUGGGAGGCGAAAGGGGGCAAAGACUAGCUGCGGCGUUGGCUGGGCGAUAG
Molecule: messenger RNA, 948 nt
Organism: Trichoderma asperellum CBS 433.97
Lineage: Eukaryota; Fungi; Ascomycota; Sordariomycetes; Hypocreales; Hypocreaceae
Biological process (GO): CUT catabolic process; nuclear polyadenylation-dependent rRNA catabolic process; U4 snRNA 3'-end processing
Cellular component (GO): cytoplasmic exosome (RNase complex); nuclear exosome (RNase complex)
Molecular function (GO): RNA binding
Source: RefSeq, a predicted model, not a curated record